GAAACGGAGGGAAACGAAGCAUGACAUAUGAGACGAGUUGUACGACAGAGCAAAUUCCGUCACGUCUUUGGCCAGGCGGUGAAGAAUGAUCAAUGUUACGAUGAUAUCCGGGUAUCAAGGGUCACAUGGGACAGCUCUUUCUGUGCAGUCAAUCCAAAAUUUGUUGCCAUAAUCAUUGAGGCCAGUGGUGGCGGAGCUUUUCUUGUUCUUCCCCUUCACAAGUCGGGACGCAUUGACAAAUCCUACCCCACAGUGUGUGGUCACACAGGCCCGGUGUUAGACAUCGACUGGUGCCCCCACAAUGAUCAGGUCAUUGCCAGCGGCUCCGAGGACUGCACAGUGAUGGUGUGGCAGAUUCCUGAGAAUGGCCUCGUCACUGCCAUGUCUGAGCCAGUGGUCGUUCUGGAGGGUCACUCCAAACGUGUUGGCAUCAUCACAUGGCAUCCAACAGCACGUAAUGUCCUCCUUAGUGCAGGUUGUGACAACCAGAUCAUCAUCUGGAACGUGGGCACAGGUGAGGCCAUGAUCAAUUUGGAAGACAUGCAUGCAGAUGUCAUUUACAACGUGUCCUGGAACCGGAACGGGAGCCUCAUCUGCACCUCCUGCAAGGACAAAGCCAUCCGUGUCAUUGACCCCCGCAAGGAGAAGAUCAUCGCUGAGAGGGAGAAAGCACAUGAUGGUGCUCGACCCAUGAGAGCCAUUUUCCUGUCUGAUGGCAACAUCCUCACCACAGGGUUCAGCCGCAUGAGUGAGAGACAACUCUCGCUGUGGAACGCGGACAACAUGGAGGAGCCCCUGUCUGUUAACGAGAUGGACACCAGCAACGGAGUGCUCUUGCCGUUCUAUGAUCCGGACACCAAUGUGGUUUACCUCUGUGGAAAGGGGGACAGCAGCAUCCGCUACUUUGAAAUCACAGACGAGCAUCCAUACGUUCACUUCCUCAGCACCUUCGUUACCAAGGAGCCCCAGAGGGGCAUGGGCUAUAUGCCCAAGAGGGGCCUUGAUGUCAAUAAGUGUGAAAUUGCAAGGUUCUACAAACUGCAUGAAAGGAAGUGUGAGCCUAUCGUGAUGACUGUGCCCAGAAAGUCGGACCUGUUCCAGGACGACUUGUACCCAGAUACGGCCGGACCGGACCAUGCCCUGGAGGCUGAGGAGUGGUUUGAGGGCAAGAAUGGAGACCCCAUACUCAUCUCCCUCAAGAACGGCUAUGUUCCACUCAAGAACCGUGAAUUCAAGGUUGUCAAAAAGAACGUUUUGGACAGCAAGGUGACCAAGAACACAGAGAACUCGAGCCCUGCCAACAAGUCUGCCUCUCCGACUCCAUCCAUUAAAUCUGAAGCCAAGCUGGAGGAGAUUUUGAAAGAAAUAAAAUCCCUCAAGGACCUGGUCAGCAGUCAGGAGAAGCGAAUCAUCAAUCUCGAAGAGCAAAUAUCCAAAAUUGCCAUUUAAAGACCCAACUCUCCCCCCCAACCCCCGCUGUAAUUCAGGACGUUCCAUUGGCUGGGUGGUGGGCAGGACUGGUCACUGCCUUAUCUCAAUGACGGUGUUCGUCCGAGUCCUGCCUAGCAACGAUCCCUAGCAACAUUCCAGAUGAACUUCUUCUUCUUUUUCUUCCUCUUCUUAGCCAGCCCCCGACCCUCAGUUUAACACAGGUGGAAUAAGAUGGAGGUUUGGAAAAUUUAACUGAAAAACAAAUUUCUCUGACUUUUAUUCUGUGGCAGCCUUUUUUUUUGUUUUGUUUAUUUGUAUAAAAAGGUCCUUUUUUGUGUUAGGGUGAACAGGAAAAUUCUAAUGUCAACACUUUCCAAUUAAGAUUGUACACCUAAACAUUAUUUUUAGGUAGCAGUAUGUUACUUUUCUCCUUUUUCUUUUUUUUUUUUACCAUACACCAAAAUUCAAAUGUUGCCAAAACCUUUUUUUUUUUACACCUCUUCCACAGUAUUUCUUUGUCUCUCUUGUGGGAAUAUUUAAAAUGCAAACAUGGAAGCUUCAAAGCAGUAAACUACAAGCAGAGGAAUUAAAAAAAUAGAAGAAAAACAAUGAAAUAGAAGGGGACAAUUAACAUUUAGUCUGAAUAUAAUAAUAAACAUUUAGCUGCCACAGUCCACUCUAAGCACCAGAUAAAUCAUGGUUGCUGAAGCUGAACAAAUCAACACUGGCUUUCUGCUCUUCCUUUUCAUUCCUGCUCUGACCUUGGACACGAUCGCCCACACGCGGCCACUCCCAUCGUCCCGUCAUUAACUUGCACUUUGCGUUUAUUGGACAAAAUGACACAUUAUACAUUCCGCAGUUGAAUGGCACAUGUUAGAAUGUCAUUCCUCCUCCGUGCUCCAACUCCAACCUUUGUGCAGGAAAAACUCAACCCCUGCUUUAUUUUUGUAAGAGGUUCAGUGGCCAACGUCUGUGUUUCAGUGGCCAGCACACGUCUUACUUUUCUUCUUAUGCAUAAAACGUAAACCAUCUUUAGAUUCUGUCAAAUCAAACGGGAGCUGAUAUGAUAUGACACCACGUAGUCACACAAACACACACACAGACAAGACGACCUCCUUUUGUGCGACCUGUCUCCGUAGACGUUCCUGUAGUGUUUCUCGCCUUUACCCUGGACAAACUGAAAAGUCCACAGUUAAUUUCAUCCCUUUUUCUUGUUCCUGUGCUUAUAUCCCUCUUAGCACUUCCACUCCUCGUUUUUUUCUUAUUUUUUAAUUUCUCUGAUAUGCCCACCCCCCAUUGAAUAUAAAUAAUGAACCAUGGAAUUGUUCACUCCAAUUUAAAAAAUAAAAUAAAAUAAAAAAAGCUCUAUUUUCUUGAUGUUGUAGAUUUAGCUUCCCAGUGGGAAGCAGAGACGGGUAAUGGUUCAGUCUGUUGUUUUGCCUUCAGUUGUUGUUGUUGUUACCACUGUAAAGACCUGAAAGUGCCAUAAAGGUGACACAGAAGUGUUUGUAGGGAGGAAUGUCGUGUAAGUAGAUUUGUGUAAUAAACGGACGAGUCGGUAGGUGCCCAGAUUUAAAAACCACUUUGAGGUGCUAUUUAGUACAAACACUCGAGUUCUAAAGGACCCUGUUCCUCAUGUACUGUACGUCACCACGUGACAUGAUGACAUCAUGAACUCCUAUCAGCCCAUUCCAAAUGCACCAGGCAGCAUUUACUGGUCAGGGUUUGUGUCCCCCUGACCUUUUUUUGACUCUUUUCCACCUUGGUACGGGUAUUCAAAUCAUUGCCAUCAUGAUGUCAAACCGAGGCCGUCGGCUGAUCGAAGCACAGCCUUUCCAGCCGCCGCCUCCACCGCUGCCGCGGCUUCUAGACGCAAUUUGAACAGAGAGUCUUAGAAUCGUAGUCGGAGAGAAGUCGACAGAAGUCAAACUGACGCUCUCUAGAUUCUUUAUAGCACUGAUGGCACACGAGUUUUGUGAGUAGAGAUCCAAAGGGACAAUGUAGGUGGGAGAAAUGUGCGGUUGAGAGAUAGAUGUACGUUUGUAAUUAAGGUCUAGAAACUGAGUGAAAGCUGUGUAAAUAACAUGACCAUAAUUUUUUUUUUUUUUUUUUUAAAUCAUGUUUUUUUCGUGGUUGUGCUGAAGAGGGUAUUUGUGAGGGCGGUGGGUUUCUAAAUGUUUUCCCCAUGUCUGUUGUUCCCCACACCUUUUGCCAUAAAUGUACCAUGAGACAACAAGAGCCUCUGUUAUAUUGGAGGUCGUAUGAAUAUCAAGAACGAACCAGGAUGGAGCCUCACGUCGAGGUCUGCGCAGCAUCUUUGUUCAUUAUUCUUGCUUCAAGUAUCAAGCAUUGAUUAUAAGAAAAAUUAAUAAAGAAUUUUUAAAACUGA
This is a messenger RNA of Solea senegalensis (Senegalese sole), 3820 nucleotides long. It is a transcript of the gene coro1ca, whose product is annotated as coronin, actin binding protein, 1Ca. Gene Ontology annotation, molecular function: actin filament binding. Gene Ontology annotation, biological process: neural crest cell migration; actin filament organization. NCBI's taxonomy places the organism in Eukaryota, Metazoa, Chordata, Actinopteri, Pleuronectiformes, Soleidae. The record is from RefSeq and is a predicted model, not a curated record. Bases 28 to 1449 code for a protein of 473 amino acids. The transcript is spliced from 11 exons.